AUGUCAACAGAAGACCUCGGUGACCAAAUUUCGCAAGUGAUAGAAGAAUAUCAAGCGGGUUACACCGAUGAAUACGUGUUGGCUGCAGCAUCUGUCAUCCUCAUUUUCGACCAUCUCCUAACAUUCGGCCGAGAGGUCAAUUUCUUCUGGAACCGGCGCGUGUCCGGCCCAACAGUACUAUUCAUCUUGAAUCGCUACCUUGCCCUUAUUCUCCGGAUUUUUUCGUCCCUUAGUUUGCGCCCAUUUACUAACCAGGUCUCGACACUCACUUUCCCGUGCUUUCAAGACGUCAGUUUAAUGUAUGAUGUUCUUAACUUCAUUGAGCUCAAGUACGUGUACAACAGCUGCACCACACUGGACAACACCAUUUCGGUCUUGGAAUUCAUACAGCCCAUUCCUCCUGCAGCAUUCUCCGCGAUGCGCGCAUUAGCGCUGAGUCAAAGUCGCCCACUUGCAGUGCUGGUGCUGGUAUUUUCCAUUGUGAAUGUGGGCUUCGACUUUGGUGUUCCUCAAUAUCAUAGGCAGAGUUUCAGUGAUCCGACUUGGGGCUGCCUCGUGGUGUUCCUUUCAAUCCCUACGCCGGUCCUGAUAACCGACUGGUUCUCCACGAACGUUAAACGACAUCAUGCUACGCAACGGAGCCAUGUAUUUCGUUGUUUUUCUCAUUAUCAACACUCUCCGCAUGGCAACCACUUUGAGAGGGUAACCCCUGGUCAAGACUCCUUGAUUAGUGCAUUCAACGAUCCUAUUACUACGAUCCUCGUCUCGCGAUUUCUGCUUGACCUACAGGAGGCUCAUCAGCGGACAGUCAAGCUCGGCACAGAUGACCCACUCCACUCGUCUGCCUCCGAAUUCCAGGUCGGCAUCGGAUCCCUGCAAUUCGCGGUUGACGCCAUGGGAUCCAUCGGGGCGGAUCUCCGGAGCUUGGACGAAACCCACACCUCACGGGUAGAAGACAACUACGAACCUGACAGAGUACUCAGGACGGAGGACGCAGAAAACGCAGAGUAG
Molecule: messenger RNA, 1011 nt
Organism: Epithele typhae
Lineage: Eukaryota; Fungi; Basidiomycota; Agaricomycetes; Polyporales; Epitheliaceae
Exons: 12
Coding region: 1-1011 (336 amino acids)
Source: RefSeq, a predicted model, not a curated record